AUGGAGAAUAAUACGGACGUGUCCGUUCAUAAUUUCCUGGAGCGGAUGCGAAAUCCUUCUGCCGGCGAUUUCGUUAAAUCCAUCAAAAGUUUCAUCGGUUCAUUCUCGAACAAUGCGCCAGACGCGGAAAAAGAUUGUGCUGCAGUUCAGGACUUCUUUGCCAAGAUGGAAGCUGCUUUCAGGGCUCAUCCACUUUGGUCCGGUUGUUCCGAGGAGGAAUUGGACAGUGCGGGAGAUGGCCUGGAAAAGUACGUCAUGACAAAGCUAUUUACCAGGGUAUUUGCGUCAAACACCGAAGAUGUUAUAGCUGAUGAGAAACUCUUCCAGAAGAUGUCGUUGGUUCAACAAUUCAUUGCUCCUGAAAGUUUGGAUAUACAACCAACUUUUCAAAACGAAACUUCAUGGCUGCUAGCUCAGAAAGAGCUCCAGAAGAUAAACAUGUACAAAGCUCCUCGUGAUAAGCUUGUCUGUGUCCUUAACUGCUGCAAAGUGAUAAAUAACUUACUGCUGAAUGCUUCCAUUGCUUCAAAUGAGAAUACACCUGGAGCGGACGAAUUUCUUCCUGUUUUGAUUUAUGUUACAAUAAAGGCUAACCCUCCACAACUUCACUCAAACUUGUUGUAUAUACAAAGAUAUAGGCGUGAAUCGAAACUUGUUGGUGAAGCUGCCUACUUCUUCACAAACAUACUCUCUGCAGAGUCUUUCAUCUCAAAUAUCGAUGCAAAGUCCCUUUCAAUGGAUGAAGCUGAGUUUGAAAAGAACAUGGAGUCUGCACGGGCACGGAUUUCUGGUCUGGGCAGCCAAACUGGUCACGGCACUGCACCACCCCCUCGUGAUGAGUCCACUGCUCAUAAAGCUCAAGUGUUGAAUCCCAAGAAGGAUAACAACACUCUUUUCCAAUCAAAAUCGUCUGAUAGUCUCUCUGGGACGAAUGAAACAGUGACUCCGAAGAGUGAAACACCAGUGAAGAAAGUUGAAUCCGUUUCGGAUUUAGAACAUAAGGGUGUUGCCACGCUUAUGAAGGAUACUGAGGCAAGUAAGAUCUUUCAAGAAUAUCCAUACAUAUUUGCAAGUAGUGGUGAUUUGAGGAUAGGAGAUGUUGAAGGCUUGUUAAACAGUUAUAAACAGCUCGUUUUCAAAUAUGUGUGCCUUUCCAAAGGCUUGGGUGAUGCAAAUGCAGCAUCUGUAGCUCCAUCCGGUUCACCCUUGCAAGAAUCUUCCGGUUUGGUUACGUCUAAAGAAUCUGAGGAUCAUACCACAUCAUCGUCUUCAGAUGUUCAAAUGGAAAGGGAAACUGACAGGAGCGUCGAUGAUUUGAUCCGAGCUCUACAGGGUGAAGGGGGAGAUGUGAAACAAGAAGAAUAUGGCUCAGUUUUGGUUAAAGGAAAGGAUGAAGAAGCUGAUCUCAAAGUGCAAGGAGAAGUAGAUGCUAAAGACAUCGAGUUGAUGAAGCAAAGUCCAGAGAGAGAACCUGUAGAAGAUAAAGAUGUUGAUUCUAAACAUCCAGUUGCAGAUUCUAAAGGUUCAGAAUGA
Microthlaspi erraticum is the source of this 1533-nucleotide messenger RNA. The record is from the annotation of a GenBank genome assembly. Lineage: Eukaryota; Viridiplantae; Streptophyta; Magnoliopsida; Brassicales; Brassicaceae.